UACACACCACAAUCAGAUCCAAAAAAAGAAGAAGAAAGGAUGAAGAUCAGAUCAAUGAAGCUGAAGGAAGCACACAAGCACAACGGAGUGAGGUCGUACUGUACGAUACUGUGGGACCUCACUGCCGCCCACAUCGUGACGGCAUCCGCGGCGGAUGCCGUCAUUUCAAUUCACGAUGCGCUCUUGCCUUCGCUUACGCCGACGUAUAUUCGGAAUCAUAAAGAUGGGGUCACUAAUUUGGUUCUUAGUCCUAAUUCCACUUGCUUGGCCUCUGCAUCUAACGACCGAUCCGUUAAGCUUUAUAAAUUCCCUGGGGGAGAGUUUGAGACAAAUAUUUCCAGAUUCACAUUGCCUAUUCGUGCAUUAUCUUUCAACAGAUCUGGAACGAUGUUGGCAGCUGGUGGUGAUGAUGAUGGUAUUAAACUUAUUAACACAAUAGAUGGUUCAAUAGCAAGGGUUUUCAAAGGACAUAGAGGGUCUAUCACAGCGAUAGCUUUUGAUCCAAAAAGUGAAUACCUGGCAUCAGUCGAUUCAGUUGGAACUGUAAUGAUCUGGGAGCUCCAAUCUGGUGCAAUAGUUCACACUCUUAAACAUAUCGCUCCUAACACCACCUCCGACUUUUCAACCUUAACUGCACUUGGCUGGAGUCCAGAUGGUGAGAUGUUAGCUGUUGCUGGUUUGAAAAAUGAUGUGGUCAUGUAUGAUAGAGAUACUGCUGAAAAGCUUUUCACAUUAAGAGGUGAUCACACCCAAGCUGUGUGUUUUGUGGCUUGGUCACUUAAUGGAAAAUAUGUUGCUACCUCUGGUUUAGACAGGCAAGUUUUGAUCUGGGAUGUUGUUAAAAAACAAGACAUUGAAAGACAGAAGUUUGAUGAAGGAAUAUGCUGCAUGGCAUGGAAACCACAUGGGAAUGCAUUGGCUGUCAUUGAUGUAAUGGGGAAGUAUGGUGUAUGGGAUUCGGUUGUUCCAUCAUCUAUGAAGUCCCCAACAGAAGGAGUUCCCUCUUCGACUUCAAAAAGAAAUGAUGGUCUAGUCUUCUUUGACGAGGAAGAACACGAACCUAGUACAUCUGGCAGUCUAAGUGAUGAUGAUGGUGAAGACAGCCUUGCGGGUUCUGAACUACCUAGUAGAAAGAGAUUAAGAAAGCAUUCUACAUAUGAUGAAGAUUCAGAUGAGGAUAAUAAUGACGAGACAAGUUUACUUCCGAAAACUGAGUCCCGCAAAAAACCAUCCAUUGCUGGUAGGGGAAACAUGAAUAAUGGAAAGGCGACGUCAACAGUUCCAAUGGUGUUUAAUGGACCAGCAAUGCAGGAAGCUUUUCAGUCAGGUGCUACUCCCGUGCAGCCUGGUAAAAGAAGAUUUUUAUGUUAUAAUAUGCUUGGAAGUAUAACCACAAUGAAGCAUGAUGAAUACUCCCAUAUAGAGAUCGAUUUUCACGACACUGGCAGGCGACUCCGAGUUCCUGCAAUGACUGAUCACUUUGGUUUCACUAUGGCUUCCUUGAAUGAAAAUGGAAGUGUUUUUGCAAACCCAUGCAAAGGUGAGAAAAACAUGAGUGUUCUCAUGUACCGUCCAUUUAAAAGCUGGGCAAAUAAUAGUGAGUGGUCUAUGCGAUUUGAAGAAGAAGAAGUAAGAGCUGUAGCACUUGGUACUUCAUGGGUUGCUGCUGUUACAAGUUUAAAUUUUCUAAGGAUAUUCACUGAGGGUGGUUUGCAGAAGAAUGUUGUUUCUCUUGAUGGACCAGUUGUGACUGCAUCAGGCUUUGGGGAUGAACUUGCAGUGGUCACACAUUCCUGUCCCACUCUCCCUUCAAAUGAGCAGAUGCUAGAAUUUAUAGUAUUUAAAGUUUCUAAUGGAACCCAACUUGUUAGAGGACGGUUGCCAUUGACUCCUGGCUCAUGUUUAACAUGGUUUGGUUUCAGCGAAGAAGGUCAACUAAGUUCAUUUGAUUCCAUGGGUGUUCUCCGGGUGUUCACUAAUCAGUUUGGUGGCAGCUGGUUCCCCCUUUUUAGUGCUAAUAAGUUGAAAAAAAAGGAUGAAAACUACUGGGUGGUUGGAUUAAACUCAAGCAAGUUGUUCUGUAUUUUAUGCAAAUCUCCUGAUAAAUUCCCACAGACCAUUCCCAAACCAGUUCUCACCCUAUUGGAUUUUUCAAUACCGCUUGCAUCAUCUGACCUUGGAGCAGAAAAUCUUGAAAAUGAGUUCCUUGUUAGCAACAUGCAUCUUUCCCAGAUUCAAAGAAGGAUUCAUGAAACAGAGGCACUGGAUCAGGAUACCACGUCACUGGAUGAUCAGGCCUUUACAACAGAAACAGCCUUGGAUAGAUGCAUUUUGAGGCUCAUUGCAUCCUGCUGUAACGGGGAUAAGCUUGUGAGAGCAAUUGAGUUAGUUAAGCUUCUUUCACUCGAGAAAUCUGUUAGAGGUGCAAUAAAGCUUGUGACAGCAAUGAAGCUACCAAAUUUGGCAGAAAGGUUCAACACCAUAUUGGAGGAAAGGUUACUCAAAGAAGCUGCAGAGACUAUGCUUAAAGAAACAACAGAACCAAAUAGUAUGACGGGUACUGACACAAGCAAAAUAUUUACAUCACCAGAAGUCUGCAAGGCUCCAGAACCUGUGAACGAAUCACCAUCUGUGCAACUAUCCUCGCCUUCGUUUGUAAUAAAAAAGACUGUAGAAGAGCCAGCUACGGUGCAAUUAUCUUCGCCUUUAUUUAUGAAGAAAAAGACUGUGGAAGAGCCAGCUACUGUGCAAUUAUCUUCACCUUUAUUUGUGAAGAAAAAGACUAAAGAAGAGCCACCUAAGGUUGUUAAGGUGUCAGAACCGAAAGAAAGUACAAAAUCUGAAAAUAAAACUCCAGCCAAGAAGAUUGUAGAGCUGAAGGCAGGAAACAACCCGUUUGCAAAGUCAUCCUCAAACAAUCAAGAAAAAACCUCAUUGUUUGAUUCUCUUAAGAAGUUGAAGAAGAAUGAGAGUCCAAGUACUAAAUAAACCAUGGAGCAACAAGGUUCCGAAAAUGGUACUCGAUCACUCCUAGAUUUGUAUAUACAACUCAGUUUUGAUUGUGUUCCUUCUAUAUUAACAGUACGCCUAUUUUUUUUUUUUUUAAAUUUUUAUUUAUGUAUUUUAAAGAUUGAGCUGUAAGACAAAUAAACUGUUUGCUUAGAUUGACAGAAGUUUGUUUA
Messenger RNA from Erigeron canadensis, 3182 nucleotides. Its product is annotated as WD repeat and HMG-box DNA-binding protein 1. Gene Ontology annotation, biological process: DNA repair; DNA-templated DNA replication; mitotic cell cycle. The transcript has 11 exons. Gene Ontology annotation, cellular component: nuclear replication fork. Gene Ontology annotation, molecular function: chromatin binding; protein binding. Lineage: Eukaryota; Viridiplantae; Streptophyta; Magnoliopsida; Asterales; Asteraceae. The coding region runs from base 40 to 2988 and encodes 982 amino acids. The record is from RefSeq and is a predicted model, not a curated record.